Molecule: messenger RNA, 1586 nt
Organism: Rosa chinensis
Lineage: Eukaryota; Viridiplantae; Streptophyta; Magnoliopsida; Rosales; Rosaceae
Product: F-box/LRR-repeat protein At3g26922
Exons: 3
Coding region: 28-1425 (465 amino acids)
Molecular function (GO): protein binding
Source: RefSeq, a predicted model, not a curated record
CAAAAUGCUUUCCCAGUUUCCACAAGCAUGGAAGCAACGACGAGCAAUGAAACGGUUCAAGCCCCAUGUGCCACCAAUCGAGCCCUAACCGACCUCCCUGAAGAAAUCCUCAUCCACAUCCUCUCCUUCCUCCCUACCUUAUACGCCGUCCAGACCUCUCUCCUUGCCCGCCAAUGCCGUUCCCUCUGGUCCCGCGUUCCCGCCCUGGACUUCUCCUACGACACCUUCCCCUCCGCCGAGCCCGACCCGACCCCCGACACCGACCCGACCCGCCUCUUCGCCGACUUCGUUGACCGCGCUCUUGUUCUCCGCCCCAACUCUCCGAUCCGAUCCUUCCGCCUCUCUUUCCUCUACUACCACCGCUACCGCUCCCGCGUCGACUCCUGGCUCCGCUGCUCCGUCGCGCGCUUCCAGGCGCGUGAGCUCCACCUCGACCUCUACGUUGAGAAGAAGUAUCAGAACGAAGUGAGCCUCGAUCAGAUGUACGACUUCCCUGUCUCCUUGCUGAAAAACUCGCGCGUGGAAGUCUUGAGGCUCACGCGCUGCGACCUCUGGUUGCCGGCGGACAUGUCCGCCAUGAACCUCUUCUCGCUGAGGACGGUUUUUCUGGAACGGAUUGAUAUGACGGACCAGAUGGUUAUGGAUUUCAUUUCGGGGUGUCCAAAUCUGGAGGACCUGGAGUUUCACAACAGUGGUGGGAUGGAGAAUUUGAAGAUACGUAGCGAAAAGCUUAAGAGGCUUGCGCUUGGGUACUUUUACGACUGUGAUUCCAGGAACACGGUCGAGAUUGAUUGCCCAAACCUUUGGUUUUUGAAGUUUGAUUGCUGUAGUUUUACCCAGUUUUGGCUUAAGAACGCGUCGUCUUUAGUUGAGUUUCAUAUUGCUAUUGUUCACGUGGAGCAGUACUACUAUUUGUGGAGUAAGGUUGUGAAGCUACUGGAGCAAGCGCCUCAUGUGAAGCACCUUAAUGUGCAGAAUUGGUGGCUUAAGUUUGUGACAUCAGAUAAUCCUUUCCCGAAAAGCUUCAAGCUCCAGAAUGUAAGGCUGUUAGAGCUACGAACAUGGUAUACUCAGUAUGAUCUUGUUGGCAUGGCAGCACUGCUUGAGCUUUGUCCCAAUCUCGAGACAAUGAUUCUUGAUCACCUUCACAAGAUAGAGGAAGAUGAGAGUUUACCAGACGAGUUCUUAAAUAAGCCAGUUAAAUUCAACAUCCCAAGUCUCAAGCAUGUUAAGUUGCUAACGUUUACUGGUACAGAAGAUGAACAUAACUUUGUGACUAUGUUGAAAAAGCAAGGAGCUGCAUUACAAAAGAUUACACUUUUUCCCUUCAAAAUUGAUGGGAACUCAUGUCACCAAUAUCCUCCGGUAGUUCUACGUAGAAAGCCUCGAGAAUGUGAAGCAACAGGAUCUUCUUCUUCUUCAUAAUAUGGAAGUUUAUAGACUCAUGAGCUUUAAAUGGGAAAUCAAUUGGCUCAUCCCAACUGCUUGUUGAAGUUAGCCAUCAAGAUACUGUUAUUGCAUAAACGUCAAAUAGUUCCUUUGUUAGUACUCCUUUCAAAUGGUAUUCUCCUAAAAACACUUGGUCA